This is a messenger RNA of Haliotis rubra (blacklip abalone), 4868 nucleotides long. RefSeq names its product neural cell adhesion molecule L1-like. Gene Ontology annotation, molecular function: cell adhesion molecule binding. NCBI's taxonomy places the organism in Eukaryota, Metazoa, Mollusca, Gastropoda, Lepetellida, Haliotidae. Gene Ontology annotation, biological process: cell-cell adhesion. Bases 293 to 2278 code for a protein of 661 amino acids. The record is from RefSeq and is a predicted model, not a curated record. Gene Ontology annotation, cellular component: cell-cell junction. The transcript has 14 exons.
GCGGUGUAGUGACGUCAUGACCGUCUAUUGACCAGCCGCACAUUAGCCCGGCAGUUUGCACAAUAUGACUCGCUAAACGGCAUAGAUUCGAUCUGAAUUAUUCAAAAAGGUAUCUAGGUUAGCGUGAUCUGGACAAUUCAUUUAGUUUAGUCUCUGAAGCAUAUCUCUUGAGCUGAUAACAUGUGACCAUUUGAUAUCAAAGACCACGGAAUUCUUUAACGGAAUACACUACCCGUGCACUGAAAAGACUCCACGUGUGGGACACUCUUUGUGGGUGGGGUCAAGAGAUACAAUGACUCCCGUCGUCUUCGUCGUCUGUUUGCUAGCCUCACUGUCCAGUGUCACGUCUCAGAACAUCCCCCCACACAUAAUCACACCUGAAGCCAAGACGAAAGAGUACCUCAAAGGCAAGUCGAAGGUUGUUCUCCACUGCACAGCAUCGGGAAACCCCGCUGUCACAUACAAAUGGUACUUCGACGGAACGAAGAUCACAUCUACUAACUAUGUGAAAGUAGACAGUACAACCGGUAACCUGACUAUACCCAGCUUCUCAAACAGAGAACAGGGGGAGUAUCAGUGUGGAGUGGAAAAUAAUGUUGGGCCGGGUGUGUACCCAUUAGCCAUGUCACCCGUUACCACCCUAAAGGAAAUUGUUCUAAAAGGUUGGGCUGACAGCGGCGCUAAGCCAAAACCCGUCAAUGGGUCUGAGGGUGGAUACGCUCGUCUCGAGUGUGGUGAUGCUCCUGCGAGCGAUCCUCCAGCACGCUUCACGUGGUUCCUUCAAGGAGUCGAAGGCACCCAGGAACAAGUUAAAGAAACCAACAGAAUCUAUAUUGACGAUAAAGGGACGCUGCAUUUCAUCUUCUUGGAAGUGGCAGACCAGACAGCUGUUGACAUAUACAAGUGCGCCAUGUAUAAUGACAAUCCUGACAACAUCCAGCUGGGUAGUCCAAAGAAGCUGACAGUUAAACCGGCAGAUGUCAAACCUCAAGUGCCUCCAAAGCCUGUCUAUAGGACCGUCAAUCCCCAGUUUCUCAUAGGCCAGGAUGCUGAGCUGGAGUGUGUUUUCAGCGGACACCCCAUCCCGUCUGUCCAGUGGCUGGGUUUGCGGAAAGAACUUAUCACAGCCAACAAGAAGUACAGACUUGACAAGAACAACAUGAAACUGCAGAUCAUUAAUAUAACAGAGAAUGAUGAAGGCAUUUAUACAUGCACUGCGACCAGCUCUACUACGGUCGAAGACAACAUCUUCCUGGACGUUACAUCUGGUCCUAUCUGGGAACAGAGUCUUCACAACCAGACCAUUCCUGAGGGUCGAGAUGCCAUCUUCACUUGCAAGGCCCGUUCGGCUCGUUCCGAAGAUGAGUUGAAUGCCCCUGUGUGGUACAAGAAUGGGGUUGAGAUCAACAUUAACAAUCUUCCAGGUACUGGAAAGAUGGAGUUCAGCGACCGUUACCGUGUAAUGACCGUCAGAGGCCUGACCAAGCCAGGCGACAUCAUGUGCCUCCAGUGUCGGGUUACCAACUCAAUUGGCUCUGAGUUCGCGAACGGUUGUCUCAAUGUCAUAGAACCCAUCAUAGUGACUACCCAGCCUUCACUUAGGCAGGGCAUCAAGAAAGGUGAUCUGGUGAACCUGACUGUGAGGGGAACCACAGACCCGGGCAUGACCCUCAGGUACAGAUGGGAAUUCAAGAAUAAAACCUAUUACACAGAACUUCCUCCAUACGUGACCUACGACGACGUCUCAGAUAAAGCCUACAUCAACACUACGAGUCUGAGCGAUGAGGAGUACAAACAGAUUGAAGGAAAUUAUAGCCGAGUGCUGUACCACAGCUUUGAAACCCACCCUGUAGUCAUUGAAGUUGUCCUAGAGGAUUGGAUAGUUGCACCUGUAGUGGUUCGUCAGGCUGGGGUGCCGAUCUGGCUCAUCAUCCUGCUGAUACUUCUCAUCCUCCUCAUCAUCUUCAUCAUCAUCUGCUGCUGCUGCUAUCAGAAGAGGAAGGAUCGGGGAGCGUACAAAGUGUACGACACCGAGGUGAACACUGUGUAUUUAAGCCCGGACAAGGAUAUAGAGGAUCAUAAAUUCCAGAACGUCACGAGCAUAGACCCUGAAGAAGACGAGUCCGUUAAGAAAACUCUCAACCCCAACUAUGAACUGAGCGAUGACGACAUGGACUCACUAGACGGAUACGCCGGAGGUAAAUCCAACGCCGCGUAUUUCAGCGAUGACGCCUCAUUUGUAGGACAGUAUGCCACUAGAGCGAGUCAGGAUUUCUGAGGACAUUGUAUUGAUAUAUCAACAUAUUAACAAACAUAUCAACGUUUUAAGCAGGUCAACGAAACGGGUCGAUGCGGUCGAUGUGGAAAUUUCACUUCGAGUUUUGGGUUGCCAAAUGAACCUAUGACACAAACGUAUUUGGCGAUCAAAUUAACUUAAUAUUUAUGUAUUCGGACACCAAAUCGACAUAUUUAGAUACCUUAUCACUUCGUAUUCUAAAGUUUCGGCAAUAACUCAGUUUCAUUAUCAGUUUUUGCUACAAACAUGACUAUAUACAUUUAAAUGUGUGUCUAUGACCUUAGUCAGUGUUACACACUGCAUCUCAAACUUCACUCAUUUGUUUGGCUAUAUUUUGCAAACGUACACAUCAUGCAAAAUAUAGGUUAAGCAUAUUCAUUACUUUCAACAGAUAUUGAAGUCGGGAAAAUCGUCUCGUUGCUUUUCAUAUGUAGAUUAACAAGUCCAUUAUUUUUGUCUGUUUCUUUACACAAAGCGCAGCAUUUAAAAGUGACAAGAACCUAUAACAGCCAUGAGAAAUAUCUGCUAAAAGCACGUCAUAAGUAACACCAUGUUUGUUUUCAUCAACACUGACGUUCCUAUAGUCUGUACAUGUCUCUGAGACGUCCAACACUGUUCACCACUUCCACUCAUACAUUCGUACCAUCGUACAUCCACAUCGACAUCCACAUCGACAUCUACAUCGACAUCCACAUCGACAUCCCAUCAACACAUAUGUCGACGUUUUUCAUUACGUAUGCUGUGAACGAGAUACAUAAUAUGCUGUAUAUUAUGAAUAAUGUUUGAAAUAAUAUUUUCAGCAUUUGCUUCAACACCAUCGGACAUGACACCAGCAGUACAUGGGGGAGAAUACACCGCUUAACUCGUACAAAACAAUGUUGUGACAGUCCGCAAAAAUAGGCAUUUUUAUAAAUGAUUGUUAUUGUAACAUUGUCAUAUUGGCUUGAAAACCGUUAUUACAGCAUAAAUCACAGAUGCACAACAGAAUGCGUUUUCCUUUCAACAACAUCAAACUUCAAACAUUAGUGUCCUUCUUGCCCAAAACGUUUUUCGAAAACGAUAUUGAAAAAAGAUAUUCCUACAAGUGUUCUAUUUUCCAUUUAGUUUAUAUUUUUCUUACUCAUAACUGGCACGCAUAUUAGUAUUGUUCUUGAUUUAACUCGUAUGCGAUGGCUGUGCUUUUCUUGCCGAUAUCCCUUAAACUAAGAUAAGAAACAUACAUAGGCAGGGCAGACACAUGUAGUGAAGUAAAUUGAAUAAAUGUACAAAAUCUGAACUCGCAUUAUAUAUACAUAUAUUAGAUUUCCAACACAAGUGUAUAUAUUUUAUUUCAUCAGGCCGCAGGUCAACUAGCUCCAAGUAGUGUACACGCCUUGGAACAGAAAUGCAGGCAGCAGGUUUGUCCACACUUUAUGGACUGUCCACACGUGUUGGACGUAAUACGUGGUAUUCAGGGAAGAAUGUUUAAAUGAAUAUUCGGGAAGUGGUGGUCAAUUUCCAUCCAUCACAAAAAUUGUCCAACGUCUGAAUAUUCAGGUGCGAAGUUAUUUCCGAUGUUUGGUUACUCUAUAUUACUAGAACAUAUUAUGCAAAAUAAUACAAUAUUUUUGUUAAUAUAAUGUAACAUUUAAAAUGUGUCACAUAUUUAUAAAAUAGAUUGUUGUCUUGUUUUCCAUAAUGUGCCUGUGAACCCAGUGCCUAUGAUUCUGUCCAAUGAAUGCUUUAGAUAUUGUCUUUUGAGUUUCAACGUAUUCCAAAGAAGACAAUUAGUUCAGGACUAAAAGAUCCGGUUUCAGCGACCCGCACUUGUCGUAAGAGUCGACUGACGAGAUCAGAUGGUCAGGUUCGUUGACUAGGUUGAUCGACUAGAUGACUAGAUGUUCUUGAUGCCAAUCACUGGAUUGCCUGGUGGAUACUGAAGUAUUUACAGACGGCCGUGAUGUACCUGGACGGUCGUGUGCUGAGUGCUGCAGUUAGGCAACAGACACACUAAUCAGUGUAUAAUUUGUGUGAGAAUACCCCUCUUUGGAAUACUUUCCUGGCUCAUUGUGUGUGUGGUGUUACACAAGAACCAAACACAACACUGGAUAUAGUUAGUAAGGGUGUAUUAGUUAGUCUCUGACACCUUGCUUAUCGGCGCAGUAUGCUGUUUGGGAUGCACACCUAUAGGUAGAUGAUACUGCUGUUCUUAGGAUAUUAGACUUCCAUUUUUCACAAUACCCCGUAUUAUUGAUUGUCUAAUAUAAUCAUUUGUGUCUCUACAACACAGUUAUGCUUUGUUGUGCUUACACUGCCACCAUGUUAACGAUUUGCCCUCCAUGUAUAUAUGUCUAUAGUACAUGUGCGAAAGGUGUUAACUAUAUGGUGACGAUAUGAACGUUUUGUUGAUGUUAUAUUUUCAUUUUUCCAUCAUCAUUGUGCAAUGCUUCAUAGGCUUGAAUUACUCAGUAUUACUUAAUAGGUUAGUUCAUUGUCAUGACGAACUUGUCCGAUAAAUCGAUUAGAUUACGUCAAAUGUGUUUUUCUAUAGUGACACUUCUGUCACGUUUCUCGAAUAAAAUAUUUUACAAUG